AUGCUGCUACAACAACAACAGCCGGCCCCACAACAUCCACAGCUGUUCGUACAACAACCCCACACCAAUGCCAUCUACAGCUGUGGCUACGAAAAGUACAACAAUCACAGCUGUAAACGAAACAACCACAUCGGCAUCAAUGACAACCACAGCCGUAGCUCCGACAACCACAGCCACAGCUCCAACAACCACAGUUGUACUCACAACAACAACAGCUGCUCCCACAACAACCGCAGAUGCACCCACAACAACCACAUAUUUUCUAACAACUACAGCAAUUCCAACAACCACAACAGCUUCCUCUUCAACAAACACAGCUGCUCCAACAACAACCACAGCUUUCCCCACGACAACCACAGUUGCUGCUACUACAACAACAGCUGUGGAUUCAACAACCACAGAUGCACCGACAACAAUCCCAAAAAUGUUAACAACUACAGCAGCUCCCAGAACCACCACAGCUUCCCCUACAACAACCACAGCUGUACUCAUAACAACCACAGCAUCUACCACAAAAUCCACAGUUACUGCUGCUACGACAACUACAGCUGUGGCUACAAAAACAAAUCUUUCUCCUACAAAAACCACAGCAGCACCAACAACGACUACAGCUGCUCCCACAACAACCAAACUGCAGACACAAGAAGAAGAGCUUCGUCCCCAAAAAAACCACAGCUGCUCCAACAACAACUACAGCUGCUUCUGCUACGACAACUAAAACUCUGCUGCAACAACAACAACAGCUGCAGCUACAACAACCACAGCCAGCCCCACAACCACAGAUGCUCCCGGAACAACCACGUCUACAACGACAACCACAGCCGCAGCUCCGACAACCACAGCCAGCCCCACAUCAACCACAGCUUCCCCCACAUCAAAAACAGAUGCUGCCAAGACAACAACAGCAGUCUCCACAACAUCCACAGCUGUUCCCACAACAACCACAGCUUCCCCCACAACAACCAUAGCUGCUGCUACGACAACAACAGCUACAACAACCAAAGCCAUCCCCACAACCACAGAUGCUCCCGGAACAACCACGUCUACAAUGACAACCACAGCCGAAGCACCGACAACCACAGCCAGCUCCACAUCAACCACAGCUUCCCCCACAACAACCAUAGCUGCUGCUACGACAACAACAGCUACAACAACCAAAGCCAUCCCCACAACCACAGAUGCUCCCGGAACAACCACGUCUACAAUGACAACCACAGCCGAAGCACCGACAACCACAGCCAGCUCCACAUCAACCACAGCUUCCCCCACAACAACCAUAGCUGCUGCUACGACAACAACAGCUACAACAACCAAAGCCAUCCCUACAACCACAGAUGCUCCCGGAACAACCACGUCUACAAUGACAACCACAGCCGAAGCACCGACAACCACAGCCAGCUCCACAUCAACCACAGCUUCCCCCACAACAACCAUAGCUGCUGCUACGACAACAAAAGCUACAACAACCAAAGCCAUCCCUACAACCACAGAUGCUCCUGGAACAAUCACGUCUACAACGACAACCACAUCCGCAGUUCCUACAACCACAGCCACUGUUCCCACAACAACUACAGCUUCCCCCACAACAACCAUAACUGCUGCUACGACAACAACAGCUACAACAACCAAAGCCAUCCCUACAACCACAGAUGCUCCUGGAACAAUCACGUCUACAACGACAACCACAUCCGCAGUUCCGACAACCACAGCCAGCCCCACAUCAACCACAGCUUCCCCCACAUCAAACACAGAUGCUGCUACAACAACAACAGCCGGCCCCACAACAUCCACAGCUGUUACUGUCCAAACAACAACAACAACAACAGCUGUUCCCACAACAACCACAGCUUCCCCGACAACAACCAUAGCUGCUGCAACAACAACAACAGCUGCAGCUACAACAACCACAGCCAGCCCCACAACCACAGAUGCUCCCGGAACAACCACGUCUACAACGACAACCACAGCCGCAGCUCCGACAACCACAGCCGCAGCUCCGACAACCACAGCCAGCCCCACAUCAACCACAGCUUCCCCCACAUCAAAAACAGAUGCUGCCAAGACAACAACAGCAGUCUCCACAACAUCCACAGCUGUUCCCACAACAACCACAGCUUCCCCCACAACAACCAUAGCUGCUGCUACGACAACAACAGCUACAACAACCAAAGCCAUCCCUACAACCACAGAUGCUCCCGGAACAACCACGUCUACAACGACAACCACAUCCGCAGUUCCGACAACCACAGCCAGCCCCACAUCAACCACAGCUUACCCCACAUCAAACACAGAUGCUGCUAA
Molecule: messenger RNA, 2301 nt
Organism: Oncorhynchus masou masou (cherry salmon)
Lineage: Eukaryota; Metazoa; Chordata; Actinopteri; Salmoniformes; Salmonidae
Product: GATA zinc finger domain-containing protein 14-like
Exons: 6
Coding region: 1-2301 (766 amino acids)
Source: RefSeq, a predicted model, not a curated record